This is a messenger RNA of Aegilops tauschii subsp. strangulata, 2331 nucleotides long. RefSeq lists its product as uncharacterized. Lineage: Eukaryota; Viridiplantae; Streptophyta; Magnoliopsida; Poales; Poaceae. The record is from RefSeq and is a predicted model, not a curated record.
GGUUUUAUGCAAUUUACUCCCAUCAGCUGCACUCGAAACGACGGCAGAACCCCAAAAUUCAUCCCAGAUGCCACACUCUCCGCCUAGCCAAUCUCCACACAUGAUGAAGAAGAAGACGGCGGCGCCGGCGCCGGCGCCUGCACCCACGGCUACCAAGACGACAGCGGCGGCAGCGGUGCCCGCGGCUGCUAAGAAGAAGCCCCUGGCGGCCAAGAAGACAGCGGCAGCCGCCGUACCCGUGGCCAAGAAGAAGGCGGCGGCGGCGGCCAAGAAGCGCGCAUCCGGUGGAACGGCCGGGUGCAGGCCACGGAAACGGGCACGGGAUGACAACUGCGACGGCGAUCUCAUCAGCAACCUUCCGCACGCCGUCCUCUGCACCAUCAUCUCCCUCCUCCCCACCAAGGACGGCGCUCGCACGCAGGUCAUCGCCCGCCGAUGGCGCCCCCUCUGGCGCUCCGCGCCUCUCAACAUCGACGCCCAGAAUCUCAGGACCGGCCGCAGUUUGCCCCUUCGCUGUAAAAAGAAGAACCUCAGCACCAAUAAUUUUCAGCCGUCGUGCCGCCGCCGAGGGCCUCGACCGCCGCAGGACUCCCAUCGUCUCCAGGAUCCUCUCCGACCACCCUGGCCCCGUUCGCUGCUUCGACUUCCGCUUAACCUGCAUCUGCCAGAAAAAAGAAGGGCACGCCCAGAAACUUAGUCAGAUUGAGAGCUGGUUCCACUCUCGAAGCCUGCACAACCUUCAGGAGCUCCAUAUCUUCUUCCCGAUCUUGUGUCGAGCAGCUCGAUGCUCCUUGCCAUCAUCCGUGCUCCGUUUCGCAUCGACUGUCGUUGUGGCUACAAUCGGCCACUGCGAUGUCCCAAAAGAGAUCGCUCCUUUACUGAAUUUCCCCCUCCUCGAGCAUCUCACCCUACGGAGCGUUUCCAUCUCAGAGGAUGUCUUCCAUGGGGCGAUCUCCUCCUGCCAUGUGUUGGAGACCCUAUAUCUGCAGGGAAAUGUUUAUACUGGUCCCCUCCGCAUUAGCUCGCCAACUCUUAGGAGCAUCGCCUUCAGUCAUUGUCAUGUUGGCAAAGAAGAAUUGGUUAUUGAGGACACCCCUUGCCUUGAAAGACUGCUUUGUCCAUGCUCAGAUGGUUUGAAUAUCCGGGUAAAUAAGGCACCUAAACUGGAGAUAUUGGGCCCUUUGUCACCCCGCACCUCCAAUAUUCAGAUUGCAAAGCUAAUCUUUCAGGGGUUGGUUUCAACCAGCUUGAACAAUUCGAUAUGCACAGUGAAGGUUUUGGCUCUCCAGUUUGCUUGCACUGAUUUGAAUGCAGUUCUUGACGUCCUCAGGUUUUUCCCCUGCUUGGAAAUACUUUAUGUUAUGUGGAACAAAUACUUGAACGCAGAGAUGAACAAUGUGCGUCAUUGUGAUCCAAUAACUCCAAUCAAAUGCCUUGAGACCCAUCUAAAAAAACUAGUGUUGAAGAAUUACACAGGCGAUGAGCAAGAUGUUAGCUUUGCCAAGUUCUUUGUUCUGAAUGCGAAAGUGCUAAACGAGAUCAAAUUUGGCGUUAGCGAGAAGUUCGACGAGAAAUGGGUGGCUGAUCAGCACAGGUUGCUAGGAGUGGAAAGUGAAGCUUCUCCAGAGUUCGAGUUUAAACAUUGUUCGUACUAUUUGAAUAACUAUUUGGAUACCCAUGACUUGUCAAUUGCCGAUCCCUUCAACAACUCUUUUCUAGCCAAAGACCAUACUCUUCCAGUGAUAUCAAUAUCAUGUCCUUCCAGUUCUGACGAGGUGUUAUGGCCGGUUUAGCUAGGCCCACCGGGCAAUCUUAGCCCACAAGUUAUCUUAGGUUAUUUCUUAUGCAAGUUAUCUUAGGUUAAUUCUUAUGCAAGUUAUCUAGGUUAUAAAUAUAGGCUGUAAGACUCUUUUUGGAAUCAAGCAAUAAGAAGAAUAUUAUCUCUAUUGCCCGGCUCCCAGAGGAGCCGGAACCCUAGCCGCCUCUAACCCUAGCCGCCGCCGCCAUCCUCCUCCUACGCGACGGCGCCCAGCCGCCGGCACGCCCGCUCAUCGCCUCGCCCUACUCCAUCCUUCCCCUACAACCUACGGAGCAGGUCCGGUAGGAUCCCUGGUUCUACCAAUUUGGUAUCCGAGGAUAAUAACUGAAGAUGGUGUUGUCUUUUGCUUGUUUUUAUGGUGCCGAUACCUGAAUAUUAUGUUGCCUGCAGUUCAAUGCUUGUUUCUCUGUUUGUAGUUUAAUGUUCCUUUGUAAUUCCCAGCAUGGUAUGUCAUGCAACUAGUUCACUGUCAAAAGUUGUAACUGUGAUCUUGUACUAAACUCAGCACCAAA